GGUAGGUAUUAGACGAUAUUAUACAAUUCAUUACACGAUGUCUCAAAGGGUGCUCUUUCAAUAACACAAUUGGCUGGAAUAGGAAUAGGAAUAGAAACAUGAACAUGAACAUGAACAUUCACUUCAGACACGGAUUAGCACCUACUUCGAUCUAUCCCAACCACAGGUUAUCAUAUCAAUCCAGUUAACCGAACUCCUCCCUUACAAUUAUUCCUAUGCAGUAUCUAGAUGAGAUGCUCGACGGGACUCUCGACUUCUGAUGAUAAGUCAUCUCGAUAUACACCUACCUGGGUACAAGAGCCUCCGAAGCUCUGCUUAUGUACUUUGUAGGGUGGUACGGUCCGUACGAGCGUGUUCUAUUCCCCAAACCCACGCAAGUCUACCCUUUGAACUUUAUUAGACCAAGACUUGUCCAAUUAAUACGUGCCUGGCGCUGGCUCUGGCUUGGCUCGGUCUGGCCCCUCCCGUUGCUAAGAAGAAACGUCAACGCCAACAAAAAACUCAACACGGGUGGUGGGUACAACUGCUUGCUGACUAAGAUCGACUUCGAUAAAGAAAGGGUGGGUUUCCUUGCCCUUGAUAGCUCCAUACUUUCCCAUGGAGAUGGAGAUUCAACACCGUAUUCAUAUGGCGAGUUACAGCCGGUGACACUUUCGCAGCGAUUUGCUGCUUCAUAACAAUCCCUUCACCAACAAACACAAGUACUUCACAUGGGAUCGCAUCUCCUUAAGACCCUAAUAUCAUGGCAACCCGAAAGCUCCCUGCUCUGAGAUCAGCUCUCAGAUCAACCAGAGUAGGCUCCUCAGUAUCGUUCGCUCAGGCAAGAUGUCCAUCUCAAUUGAUUCAUCAUACAUUCUCUACGACGCAUAGCCCUGCCAAUGCUUCCAAAGAAACUACAGACUCGCAAGUAAAAUCCGCACAUGAAGAAGACUCCCCUUCCUCGACUUCUUCUUCCACCCCAUCUCAGUCUACUUCUUCUUCGCCGUCAGCGAGUUUGGCCAGCGAUAUUCCAGCCCCGGCAGAUUGGGAAGAAAAUCCAAAUUACAACAUCGAAAAAUUCUCAGAACUACCUCAUUCUAAUUUCGGGGUCAAUCAGCACAUGGUAAUCAACGAUGAGUUCAAAGAAGCUUUGAGACAAAUUCUAUGGCAAUUCAGAGCCCCUAUUAGGUACGCAUUUGCGUAUGGAUCCGGCGUCUUCCCUCAAUCGAAACAUACGAAAGCGAAACCUUCAAGCAUUACAUCCAUCCAUUCGAAACCGCCCCCAGCAAUCGUUGAACAACAAGGAGGCACUCCUAAGAUGAUUGAUUUUAUAUUUGGUGUAUCCUACAGUCAGCAUUGGCAUUCCCUGAACUUGAAUCAACAUCGAGAUCAUUACUCGGCGCUCGGCUCCCUUGGAUCUGGGGCUGUUACUGCUGUGCAAGAAAAAUGGGGAGCUGGUGUCUACUUCAACCCAUACGUGACAGUCAAUGGCACUCUUAUUAAAUAUGGUGUCGUUAAUCUGGAUACAUUGUGCACAGAUCUUUCUGAGUGGUCAACACUAUAUCUUGCAGGGAGGUUACAGAAGCCUGUCAAAAUUCUCCGGGACGAUGCAAGAGUCCGUCUUGCAAACCAGGUCAAUUUGAUUUCUGCGUUACGAACAGCAUUGUUGCUUUUGCCUCCUGAAUUUACCGAACAUGAAUUGUAUGGCACCAUUGCAAACAUUAGUUACUUGGGCGAUCCAAGAAUGGUUUUACCGACAGAGGAUCCUUCAAAAGUCGCCAAUAUUGUUGGGAAUAACCUUCCCCACUUCCGUCGUCUCUAUGCGCCUCUCAUUGACAACCUUCCCAAUGUCGGCUUUAACGAUUCUAAGUGCUCAAAUCCAGAAUGGGCAUCUGAUCCAUCAACAAACAUACGCUUAACUCAAGAUAUGGACCCAGUUCGACGGGGCAACAUGGUGAGACGCCUGCCAAAAGCAUUCCGAUCGAAGCUCUACUUCCAAUAUCAGAAGAAAUACCAAAUACCUCGACUAGAAUUCGAUCAAAUGAUUGAGGCUUCGCGUGAUGAAGACGGGACCAGAAUCAAUAGGAGAGAAGGAGGUGGCUUUGAAAGGAGGAUUGCCCGAGAACCUCCAGAAGACCUAAGAUCCGAAGUCCGAAGUGUAAUCAAAAACACGAUUGGGUGGCCUAGCACGAGCCAGAGUUUAAAAGGACCCUUCACAGCUGGAUUCGGUCGAACUUGGCGGUAUCUGAGUGAAAAGAUGGCGAAGCACUCGGAAGGGAAAAAGAAAUUGGAGGAAGCCAAGGAAAAGAAACAAGAUUGAGCAUAAUGCCAAGACGUUUUGAUGAUGACACGAUUAAACGGUGAGCUGUAUGCUGUGAUGUGCGCUGUAAAUAGACCGAGUCUGUCUCUUAGACUCAUUACACGGCUCCUAGUAAAGGAUUUGUUGGAAAUCCGGGCUGUUGAACACUUUUUACUUUGGCGGGCGGCUAUACAUGUAUACAUGCGUUUCAAGCAUUUUGGAGCUGCUAGAGGGGAAUUGGAUGGUUAAAGGUUUGUGGUGUUACUUGUAUGCUUUGCAUGAGAAAUCAAGGCUUUGAGAAAUGGACAUUACUAUAUUAGCAAAAGUUCUCCUAUGCCUCCUCAGUGUGUCAAUUUUUCUCAAUAUAUCGAGCCUCUUUGUAUAAUACUCUACUCGCCGUCGUUGCACUUUUAUGUUUGAAUCGAUUACAAUUGGCUUGGCGCUCUCAGCCUCGAAUUUCAUCCCAUCCGGCUAGGCCUGAUCA
Molecule: messenger RNA, 2762 nt
Organism: Botrytis cinerea B05.10
Lineage: Eukaryota; Fungi; Ascomycota; Leotiomycetes; Helotiales; Sclerotiniaceae
Gene: Bctam41
Product: Bctam41
Exons: 2
Coding region: 743-2299 (518 amino acids)
Biological process (GO): cardiolipin biosynthetic process; CDP-diacylglycerol biosynthetic process
Cellular component (GO): mitochondrion
Molecular function (GO): phosphatidate cytidylyltransferase activity
Source: RefSeq, a predicted model, not a curated record